Lethenteron reissneri (Far Eastern brook lamprey) is the source of this 5072-nucleotide messenger RNA. RefSeq names its product cadherin-related family member 3-like. NCBI's taxonomy places the organism in Eukaryota, Metazoa, Chordata, Hyperoartia, Petromyzontiformes, Petromyzontidae. Gene Ontology annotation, biological process: homophilic cell-cell adhesion. The record is from RefSeq and is a predicted model, not a curated record. Gene Ontology annotation, molecular function: calcium ion binding. Gene Ontology annotation, cellular component: plasma membrane.
GUGAUGUCACCACCGGCUGUGUUUUUUUUCUGAAUAAACCGGCCAGAAUUUCCUUUGCCUGGCCGCAGUUGCGAAUUGGCGAGCGGCGAUGAUGGAGCGGAGGAAGAAGGGACCCACUUCUUGUGACUUGUUGAAGAUUCUUAUUUUCACUGUCAUUGGGUUUGCCAAAGAGGGAGACGGCAUACUUACCUUUGGGUCGAGUUUGCCAAAGAUUGUUACUCUGCAAGAGAAUUCCGCACCGUCGGCCACUGUAUAUACUUUCACAGUUAGAUCAACAAACAUACUCUCGAUUGCGGGUCCUAUCUUCUUUAACCCUAAUCCCGCCAGCCAUCCGUUUCAAAUAAUUCCCAUUGGCUCAAUAACCCCCGCUCCCUUUUCCUAUACAUACAAGGUGGCCGUGUCGUCCAACAGCCCUGUGCUGGACUAUGAGAGUCAAAGCUUUUACACACUGCCCAUUUACGUGACCGACAUCAAUGGAAUUUAUGUGAUGGAUGUUCUCACCGUCAACAUUACGGACGUAAAUGAGGCCCCAGAGUUUCUGGAUUCUCUUGGUUUGCAAACACUGACAUUAUACGUUCCUGAAAACUCUAACAUUUACGUGUUGUACCAAGUGCUGGUGUGGGAUCCAGACAAUGAUGUAUGCACGUUUCUUUGUUCACCCAACACAGAUUUUGAUAUUACUUCUCUUGGAGGACUUACGACGAAGAAAUCAUUUAACUAUGAAAUUGACUUCACAAACUAUACACUAAACAUUAUCGUGUCAGAUGGAAGAGGUCUCUCAGUGAAUGGAACCGUGCUCAUUUUCAUAGAGAACAUUAAUGACAAUUCACCCUCCUUCACCAAUGUCGUAGCCCACAACGUGACCAUCCCAGAGGAGCUCGCCCUGAGCACGCUCAUCACCACACUCUCGGCAACAGAUGUCGACAACUUGGGCCUUCUCACCUUCUCCAUUGAUACAGCCACUGGAUACCUAAGUGUGGACGCAGCAACAGGGGAAGUGAUGCUGUCCAAGAGGAUGAACCUGGAGGGCAACUGCCCACCUUCAUUGCUGUUUACCAUCAAAGUGUGUGACGAUGGGAAUAAGUGCGACAUCUCAACGCUAACGGUCAAAGUGACCGACAUCAACGACAACCCGCCUGUCUGCGUCGCCCCUUACUCGAUAGAUAUUAAUGAAAAUCAAGCUCCAAUCAGCGUGUUGACAAAUGUCAUUUGCACAGACAUUGACUUUACUGCGGUUAACCAAGCCUUCAGCUUUUCAAUGACCAACGUAGGCUCUGCUGCCAGCAACCUCGCGAUUAAUGCAACUGGCGCGAUUGAGCUGAGAACAGGUACCUUUGAUUAUGAGAACCUGGUGAAUCUGUUCAAUGGCUACACUUACUUGCUGACUGUGGUGGCCACAAACACAGCAACCCCCUUUCUCAGAGCUACGGUCACAGUGUACCUGCGCAUCAUCCCCGUGAAUGAGUUCACUCCACAGUUCAAUAGCACUACGUACCAAUUUGUUAUCGCCGAAACCGCAUCUGCCGGAGCGAUCCUGGGGAAGGUGCAGGCCACCGACCAAGACUUCCUUCUCAACGACAUAACGUACCGACUGCGGGGACCCGGUGUAGGCCGCUUCCUCAUAGAACCGACGGGUAACAUUAAAGCCAUAACCAAACUGGACUAUGAGCUCGUUCAGCGCUAUGAGCUGGUGGCGGAGGCAGUGGACGGGGACCCGUUUUUUCCCAAGACAGCCACAGUAACGGUGACCGUGAUCGUGGUGGAAGAGAAUGACGAGCCCCCGGUCUGCAAUCCCCUCUUGGCUCGAUUGACCCUCACGGACGCGGUGACUGUAGGAACCAACAUCCAAGGCUUCGCUCUGACUUGCACUGACGCCGACUCUGCUGCGGACGAGCUGCGAUACGACAUAUCCAGCGGUAACAUCAACAACCACUUUGGCUUUUCACCGACGCGCGGCUCCAAUUCUCCACGGCUGCUGCUCAUGCGCUUGUUCGAUUACAAGGGGCAGGUGGACACGGUGCAGAACUUCCGGCUGGAGGUGCACGUCAUCGACGACAACAAGCGCAACGUGUCGGCCCAGACCGGCACGGCCAUCAUCCUCGUCACCGUCGUCAGGACCGGCACCACUGCCAGACCUCUCACGGCGCUGUCCGACAAGCCCGGUGUGGUGUUGAGGAGGACCUCUGUAAACACCUACGACUGGAGCGAGUGGUACGUGCCGUUCCUGAUCACACUGGGCUCCUUGUUGCUGGCUGGCCUCCUCGCUUUCCUGCUCUACCGCCUGUUUAAGUCCAAGGCCUUCCGAAGCUGCCUACGAUCGUGCUGCAGCUCUCGGAAUAAACCCGCCAGAUUGCCACCAGUCAAAGCUGCAGAGAAAAAGAAAGUUGAGUUUGUGCAGGAAAUCACCAAGAUCAACACUGUGUUCGACGGAGAGGCUAUCGACCCAGUGACAGGGAAGACGUACGAGUACAACAGCACGUCGGGCGCUCGGCGCUGGAAGGAGACGUCGGCGCAAGCACCGCCCCCAGCUCCCGCAAAGACUCCUGCUCCAGCCACCGCUAGCACGGGCACAGCCCCCGCUCCCACGGGUGCUCAAGCCGCGAUCCCUGGCAAGGCUCCGGCAGCUCCUGCUGCUGCCCCAGCGGCGGCUGCUGCUGCUGGCCCAGCGGCGGCUGCUGCUGCUCCAGCAGUUGCGCCUCCUCCUGCUGCUGCUGUUGCACGAGCAGGUCCUCCUGCUACUGUUGCACGAGCAGCUCCUCCUCCCGCUGCUGCUCCUUCUCCUGCUGCUGCUGCCCCGGCCACCAAGCCUGCACAAGCCAACUCACCGCAGGCUCCACCAAAGAGCUCAAUGAAAGCGGAGCCAUCCAAGCCGAGCGACCCACGGAAACCCGACAAACCCAACAGAUGAACACUGCAGGCUUCAGUGCGUUUCCAAUCGUCAAGCAUGAGUCAAUAUCACGUAUAACACGAAAUGGGACACGUUUAAAGAACAAGGCAAUGAAAGGGGAAGCCUGAAUGUAACAUCUCAUUAUUUGUUAGAAAUUAUUGGUUAUUCGCAAUGAACGUGUUAUACAACUGUUGAGGUUAUAUCAGUGACAAUCUUCAUGCAAUAAAGAGAAAAACAGCUAAGACUAGAGUACAUUUUUAUUAAACAUCCCAAAAUUCUUUGCAGGGCCACUAGAUCACGUUCACUCGAGCCUGAUCUAACAUCAGCAUUAGACAUGCACAGCCAUUCUCCUGAGCAAAAGCAGCAUGGCAGCAUACAUAGUUUGUACUUAUCAGUUCAAUACAGGCCUGAUUUCUACUGUCAUGACUGUGUAUAGUGCAGAGAUCGGUAACCAAUAUAACAAUAAGAUUUAAAAAAAUUCCAAUUCGGUAGAAAACAACUCAGUAUUUUACGAUCCGCAAUGCAAUGUGAAUCUGAGACUUGCGGCACCGGAGCCGCAGGUUGUCAAGCCCUGGUCUAGUAUUAUGAUAGGACAGCUCUCUACACAGUCAUCCAUUCAAGUGGAAAUUGUCACAAAGUCCUGGAGAACAAGUAUAACAUCAUCUGUCAGCACGCAAUUAUAUUUCCUUAGCUGAAAGAAGUAUCAAAGACAUACUUAAACAAUUAUACGUGAAGGUGAAAGAUAAUUAACCUGCCCAACAUCUAUGUAAAUCCCUAACUACUUGGCAGGCCAACUGAGGCAUGUUGUGCAACAGUCACCUGAACUACCCAGAGCCAUGAAACUAUACAUGGUGUCUUUAACGGUGUCUCCAUUGUGAAAUAAUUAUAAUGAACCAUUUUAAUCUAAGUUGAUCCAACUACACUCACACGUUCUACUAUUCAGAUUGCCAUCGCAUAAGUUGCAUCUCUCUAAACCUCCACACUCGCUCCUUGUGCCUUGGCAACUGCGUAGAGGUUGUGAAAGUCCCAGGAAUUGUCAACAUCUCAGUUGUACCAUAUCAGCUUUCUGACUACUGAGCCACACGACAAUCACAGGUGAUGCUUUUUUAUGGAGUCACUCCCUUUUGGUUAUUUCCUUAAAUUGGUUUAUUCUUCAGUGGCACCGAUUGAAAACCAGUCGUGAACAUCGGAGCACCCAACUUUUCAGUGGCAUGAUAUGAUGUAAGCACUGACAUACUCUGCACUUUAUAGUUGAACAGUAGAUUUUGAUCCACAUGAUAAUUCAUAGUAAAUACAUCACAUCAGAAACAGGGAAGUAUUUUCAAAGUGAAAGCAUGUGGAAAACUAGUAUUGUAAUAUUGUUUCGUGAUUUUCAUCAAAAGCUGUAUCUCGUAGCAGUAUGAUACAUUAUGAUUUCUAUAUGUGUGUUUUUCAUGAGGAUUAUUAACAUGUCCCAUUGCUGUAGUGCACGAUGCGCUUUUAACGAUCUUAAAACUCCAGAUCUCACUCCCCACCAUAAUUCGUAUUUUAGUGUCUGCCAACAAGGUUGGCAUGAAGAUUGGGUUUUAGGAAAGGUGGUACAAGGACUAGAGAUGUUUGGUCAUCUUGUACUAGCAACUCUUUACCCCUGGCACACAACAGGGAGGGGAGUAGAGUCAAGAGUUAUGAUGUAUGGAAAACCAAAACUAAUGGGAAAAGGCAGAGAGAAGAAAAAUAAUGGCAAAUAAAAGAGGGAAAAUUAUGGAAAACAAAUAUAAAAAUGGGACCAAAUGGUCAGGAAACAUGAGGGUAUGGAGAAAGAGGCUACAUAAGGUGGUCGACGCUGCACGGAAGCAGCAUCUAUUUUCAAAGUUGGCAGGGAGAGGGGAGGAAUUCAGUGGCCACACAAACGUCACUGGAUUUAACGGGGGCUUAAGCUGAUCUAGAUAUCGAAAUCAUUGCCUGCAUUCGAUCCACAGGUGGUCUAUUGACAGGAGAUAUUUUAUAUCAUUAAUAUACAUCUCUUGCUUAAACAUCAGGAAAAGUAAAACAAAUCUCGCCAGAACUGUUUUCUGUUUAAAAUAUGUAUGGAGUGAAAAUGAGCAUUAAUUAAAUAUAUAGUACAGUAUUUAAAAAAAAUUGCUUUAAAUGUGUAAACGUUGGGGUUUCCCCCAAAAUGUAUUCUUUUUUAAAAACUGAAAUAAAA